AUGGCCAGACUUGAAGAACGGAUCACUGCACUGCGCUCCAUCCAGCCGUAUACGGAGGGGGGGGGCACAGAUGAGUUUGCAGAUGGAAUCCCGGCCUCCCCCCCUCCCGCGCUGAGGCGCCGGCCCGGCCCCAACUGCCAUCCCGCGGCCGCUCCCCUCAGGCGGGCGCAGGCCGCCCCUGGCAACGGCCCGGCCCGGCGCGGGGCGGCUGGCCGGCGGCACCUGGCGCGGGGCGAGCGCCGAGGCCUCGCGGGAUUUGGCAGGCCUCGGCCCCGCCUCGUUCCGGCGGGCAGGGAGCCCGAGCCGGCGCUGAAGGGGCGGCGGGGCGGGCAGGGAAACGCCGCCCCUUGGAAGCGGCCGCUGGAAGGAGCCUCCUCGCCCGCCGCCAUUCCCGCCCAUGGACGGGCCGCCGCGUCCGGCCUGAGGCGAGAGGGACGAGGCGGCGGAGAGGGGCGAGGCGGCGCGGCUCCCCGCCGGGCCGGCGCAGCAUGGCAUCAAUCGGGCCCGCUUCACACGGGAGCCCAGGUGGAAAGGGUGUCGGGGCUUCUUCACACGUGCCGGGUGAUGCGCUUUGAAUGCGCUUUGCAGCUGGUGCACGUCGAGUAUAUUGUGGAGUAUGAUUAUGAUGCAGUGCAUGACGAUGAGCUAACCAUCCGAGUGGGUGAAAUCCUGAGGAAUGUGAAAAAACUAGAAGAAGAAGGAUGGUUGGAAGGAGAGCUAAACGGGAAACGGGGCAUGUUUCCUGACAACUUUGUUAAGGAGGUGAAGAAGGAGCCAGAAACUAAAGACGAGAGCCUGCCAGUCAAGAGGGAGAGGCAUGGAAAUGUCGCCAGCCUCGUUCAGCGGAUGAGUACCUAUGGACUUCCAGCAGGAGCCUUCCAACCCCAUUCCAAAGGCUUCAAGAAGAGAUCGAAAAAGCGGCAGUGUAAAGUUAUGUUUGAGUACACUCCUCAAAACGAGGAUGAGUUGGAGCUGAAACUGGGAGAUGUUAUAGACAUUAAUGAAGAGGUGGAAGAAGGCUGGUGGAGCGGAACGCUGAACGGAAAAGCAGGCCUGUUUCCUUCAAACUUUGUGAAAGAGCUAGAAGUAUCAGAUGACGGAGAUGCCCAAGAAGCCUGCUCCGACGAUGCCGAGGCUGUUUUUGCUGGCUCCGUCUCGCCUGUCGCGUCACCGGGAAACGGGAAUGAGUCUGGAAACGCACAGAUAGCGCAGCCAAAGAAAAUCCGAGGGGUUGGAUUCGGAGACAUUUUCAAGGAAGGUUCGGUGAAACUGAAGACCAGAUUGUCCAGCAACGAUUCAGAAGAGAAGAAGCAAGAUAAGCCGUUACCUAGCCAUCCACCUGGACCAAAGCUUACCCAGUUUCCUAGUGUAACAAAGUCGGAAACUGCAACAGAGGUUGCGAAAGCAGAAACGGAAACCAAACAAAAAGUCAAAGAAUAUUGCAAGACCUUGUUUGCCUACGACGGCGCCAACGAGGACGAACUUAGUUUUAAAGAAGGCGAUAUUAUCCAAAUAAUAAGUAAGGAUACUGGAGAGGCAGGAUGGUGGAAAGGAGAGCUUAAUGGGAAAGAAGGUGUUUUUCCAGACAACUUUGCUGUUCAGAUCUUUGAAUUGGAUAAAGACUUCCCCAAGCCAAAGAAACCUCCACCUCCUGUAAAAAGUCCAGGCCCAAAGCCAGAGCUUCCAUUCAUGGAGAAGAAGUUUCCUCCUAAGAACGAAGAAAAAGAUGAAAAAGCAGCUUUGGACCAGAAAGCCCCUAAACCGGCAGCUCCUCAGGUACCACCCAAGAAACCCGCCCCUCCAAACAAGUCUAAUAACAUAUUGAGAGCUGGGAUUUUACAUCCGAAACGGCCAGAGAAGCCAGUCAUGCAGCCAUCGGUAUCCAAAGCAAAUGGAGAAGUGGUAUCUUUAAGACCGAAAUCUGAAAUUGAGCCUGUAGCAAAACCAAAGUUCGACUCGGAGCAGUUACCACUGAGACCAAAAUCCGUAGAGGUAGAUUCAGUUGCAAUAAAGAACUCAAAAGAAACAGAUCUUUUAAGUUUUGAUGACAUAAUAGCUACCUCAGAUAAUUUAUCACAUCCCACAGCAAAUAGGCCAAAGAUGCCCGGCAGAAGGUUGCCCGCUCGCUUCAACGGCAAUAAUUCUGCAACUCCAAAUUCAAGUAUAGAAAAAAUCCUGAAGAUGCAUAAAGAGGAGGAAGAAAGUGCCAAACUAAAGCCAUCUGAGGUUAAAAAGCCAUCCAUAUUUACUUCGACGCGUCUGUCUUCAUCACCGACCUCUGUGGUACUCACCCCUUCUGCUGGAGAACCAAAACUUAAACAGGAAACAGACGAAGGGGCAAAGCCUUCGGUGGAAGAGCUCAAGGCUCAGAUCUUUGAGCUUUUGACGGUCGUAGAAACACUGAAAAAAGAACACGGGAAAGAACUGGAAAGGUUGAAAAAAGACUUGGCGGAAGAGAAGCAGUUGCGAAAUAACCUAGAGGUGGAAAUAGAAAAGCUCAAGAAAGCCGUCUUGACAACAUGAAAGCUCUAUAGACUGUUCAUCCUUAACAUGCCAGGAACUCAGAAUGAAGUUGAUCUUCCUACUUCAAAACCAAUGAAUGCUAGCAUUCCAUUUUUUAAAAAACGAAUAAAUGAAUAUAAAUUGUGUAUUCAGUGAGCUAAGAGAAGAAAAUGGAUUACUUUUUUUGUUCGUUUUGUUUCUUGCCAAUAUAGGAGAGGCCUUAUUUCUUACUGUGCUGGAAUCGCAGACCUUUUAUUUUCUCGGUUUGCUGGAAAAUACUACUGAAUCUGUAUAAAAAGGAGAGGGCCGAGGGGGUUCUUAAUAAAUUUUUAUCGAUACCCGUAGUCUAAUUUUUAAUAGAUCUGUACUAUACGGUG
Molecule: messenger RNA, 2879 nt
Organism: Euleptes europaea (tarantolino)
Lineage: Eukaryota; Metazoa; Chordata; Lepidosauria; Squamata; Sphaerodactylidae
Gene: CD2AP
Product: CD2 associated protein
Exons: 20
Coding region: 1-2523 (840 amino acids)
Molecular function (GO): protein binding
Source: RefSeq, a predicted model, not a curated record